Messenger RNA from Hypomesus transpacificus, 2232 nucleotides. RefSeq lists its product as uncharacterized. NCBI's taxonomy places the organism in Eukaryota, Metazoa, Chordata, Actinopteri, Osmeriformes, Osmeridae. The coding region runs from base 128 to 904 and encodes 258 amino acids. The record is from RefSeq and is a predicted model, not a curated record. Gene Ontology annotation, biological process: positive regulation of ERK1 and ERK2 cascade; T cell activation; interleukin-15-mediated signaling pathway. Gene Ontology annotation, cellular component: membrane raft; external side of plasma membrane. The transcript is spliced from 9 exons. Gene Ontology annotation, molecular function: protein tyrosine kinase binding; MHC class II protein binding.
GUAAUUUCCGUUUUGGCUAAGAUAGUCAGAUAUAGAUAGUCAGGAACAAAAAUCAUCAAGCUAUGACAAAUGCACACAAUCUGUCUGAAGAAAGUACAGUUGAGAGUUGACUGUGAAGAGAAGAACCAUGUUUGAAGUUAGUUGUGCUGUUUUGGGAUUAUUUGUGACCAUUGGGUUCCACAUAGCAGAUGGAGACUCCACUUUUCACCACAAAGUAGGAGAAAACAUCAGUCUGCCGUGUGACAAUGUGGUUUACCCAAACUGCUCCUCUACUACAUGGAACUUCAAGAGCACUGAGCUGGUUAAUCUUGGAGUUAUAAAAAAAGAUUCUGGCAGAGCAGAGAGACUGAGUCUGGGGUCCAACUGUUCUCUGAUGGUUGUUAAUUUCAAAACUGAGGAUGCUGGACGCUACACCUGUCGACAAUAUCUCAGAAAUGUAGGGAAACAAACUGGGACAGAUGCAGUGGUACAGCUGUCUGUUCAAACCAAUGAAAUCACUACCUCUGCAUCCUCCAUUUCCCCAAUCAUGAAGGGUUUUACAACACCCCUCUCCACCACUUCAACAUCUCCAGUUACUGCAGCAGUUACUGCAGCAGUUGGUGGAGCCAUAGGUGCAGUCCUGCUCUGCCUCCUGGCUGUCAUCAUCAUAGCUCACAAGAAGAGAGCCAAAAACCAAAAGCCAAACAAUGACUCUCUUGCUCUGACUAAAGACAUUGUUAGUAACACCACAGAGAACCAGCAAACCCAUCCUACUAAUGAGGACAAGGAUGGAUAUGACGAUGGCCCCACCUAUGUCACCAUCAACCACCCCAGCCAAAACAAGGCUGCUCCUAAACCAGAUACUCAGCAGGAGGACAUGGUGACAUAUGCCUCAGUCAAUCUCUCCUCAUCUAGAAGAAACUAGAGAGCCAUCGAGCAACACUGGUGACCACAGAGAUCUCUCUCAACCAUCAACAAACCUCGGGGAAAGAAAAUAAAUAAUGAGAACUGUUGCAGUCAUGCCACAUAUUGCAAUUUUUCAUGUUAUAUCACCAUUUAUGAAAACCAUUUAUACAUUGAUUUAUUUUACAAAUUACGCAUUGCUUCUACUCUGAUAUACUCUAUUAUACCUAUAAAUCCCAUUUACAAUACACCUGUAAACUCCUGUAAAGGAAAGUACUGCAGAGUAGUGGUCUUCUGUUCAUGUGCCGAUUCAGAGAAGAGGAGAUUGACUCAUCAAAGUAGCAUAACAGCCAAACACACUUGUGGCAUUCUUUUUACAAAGGAAAUCAAGUAUUUUUUGGAAGGUUCUUCCCAACACUCUAGAAGUUCCCACAUAUGUGUUGCACUUGUAGGUUGUUUUGCUUUCACCCUUCUGUCCAAUUCAUCCCAAAUCAUCUUGAUAGGGUCUGUCUGGACAGACUGCUGGUCGUUCCAUGAUUUGAAGCCGACCGUCUUGUUUUUUCAUCUAAGGUAGUUCUGACAUAGCCUUGACGUAUGUUUUGGGUCACUAUCUUGCUGAAAGAAAAAUCCCUGACCAACUAGGUGUAUACAAGACGGUAUUUCAUGGUGUUGUAAAAUGCUGUGGUCCCCAUUUUGGUUCAUGGUGCCUCUCACUGUCUGUAAGUCGUCGACUCUAGAUCCAGCAAAAGAGCCUCAGACCAUCCCGCUUCUUCCUCCAUGUUAGACAGUGGGUUUCACACACUGAGGAACCAUCCUUUCCCCUACUCAUCGACGUACUUAAACCCGGCAUGAUGCUUCCUCAUGUAUUCAUAGGUCCAUAGACCUUCUCCUAGUCUUCAGUAGUCCACUUGCAGUGCUUCAUGGCCCAGGCAUGCCUCUUUUUCUCAUUUUGCCACCGUAGCAAUUUAAUGCCACUUGACCUGUCAAACCUGCAGCUCAAAGUCUUCUGUUCACAGUUGAAACUGAGACUUGCUUACUUUGACCGGUGUUAAGCUGUGCGUAAAGCUGUUGUCCUGUGAGCCGCCUAUCACGUGGGUUGUUGACUAACAUGUCUUCUGAAUCCGUUGUGGCUUUGGGUCUGCCUGACUUCUUCCUGUCAGAGUUUUCUCAAUUUUCCAAGAGCCUUUUGAUGAUGCAUGAGACUGUAAUCACUAACACCAAAAUAAUCAAACUUAUCAAUACUGCAUGCCAUUUUAAUUUUUGUGCAAAUUCAUAUGAAAUUGAUUUUACUGUCUGAGAACUUAUUAAAGAGAGGAAUACAGAAUGACCAAUGCACACUUCCUUAUUCUU